AAUUACGAGUCUUGUUGUAAAAUUGUGAAUCAAAAUCCAGUGAUUUCGUGGAUUCUAGCGUUCCUAACGUUUUCCAGGAAUUAAAACUGCAACUAGACAUGCAAUAACGUUGUUUUGACUUAUAUUACUUGUGAUUUGGACAUUGGAUUGCGAGUAAUCAUGGCGAAUAAUCGUAUCCCCUCUGGCCCGAAUACGCCUGGUAGUCAACAGACUCCUACCCAACAAGGAAUAAAGAUAUUUGUACAAAGGGACUAUUCUGAAGGCACGGCAGUUAAAUUCCAGACUAGAUUUCCACCUGAACUAGAAGAUAGAAUUGAACGACAAACCUUCGAGUAUACUAUGGAAAGAUUAAAUGAACAUUUUGAGAUGGCGGAGACAGCAGACUGCAGUACAUAUUGUGAAGGCUGCUUGGCUUGUUUAACAGCUUAUUUCAUCUACAUUUGUACUGAAACGCAUUAUGAAAAGCACCUCCGGAAAGUGUCAAAAUUCAUAGCAACCCAAAAUGAGCGGGUGUACAACCCCAAAGGCAUCCACAUCACAGACCCGAUCCUCCGGGGGCUCCGGGUCAUCGAGAUCACGAUCAUUGACAUGCCCAACUAUCAGAGUCCCACAGGGAACUCCAAUCAGAUCCGGCACACUUGACCACCACAGGAAAAUCGGGAGUUCUUCAUGUAACAGUUACGGUACUGGUUUUAAAUACGUUUAUGCCAGUUAAAACAAUGUGAUUUUUGGAAAUUUUAUCUAUAUAAGGUAAUGGCUUUUGGAAAGUUAAAAUAAGGUUUUGGUUACGCCACGCCAAAAAAUGUUUGGCAAGACAGAUAAUUGUAAUUUUAAACGAUAACGGAUUUAAUACAUUCCCUGCGCCAAUUCUUGGGUUGCCAAAGGUUCUUUACGAUGCCACCGCAAACGCUAAGAUGAUAUAAGAUACAGAUAUUCAAGUAAGCUUUCUGGGAAUGAUAAAAUUUAUGGUGUUGACUUGUUGAGCAUUUAUUUGUACACGCGACUUAGUAUUAAAACGAAGUACUAUUUCUAGGACACUUUUUAGGGUUCCGUACCCAAAGGGUAAAAACGGGACCCUAUCACUAAGACUUCGCUGUCCGUCUGUCACCAGGCUGUAUCUCAUGAACCGUGAUAGCUAGACAGUUGAAAUUUUCACAGAUGAUGUAUUUCUGUUGCCGCUAUAACAACAAAUACUAAAAAGUACGGAACCCUCGGUGGGCGAGUCCGACUCGCACUUGGCCGAUUUUUUAAUUAUAACAAACCAUCUGGCUAAAUAUAGCUCUUUGUCUCUGAACCUUUUUUUUGUGGCGAAAGUAUAUUUUGUGGUAAACUAGCCUUUGAUUGGCCCCUUUUUUGCAUGAAUCUUCUUAGUCAAGUGUGCCAAUAAUAGCAAAUAUCGGAUGGCAACGUCCUUCAUAUUUUAUAGCUUAAAUGUGACAUUUUCAAGCAAAAGGUACCACAUUGUCGCUUAUCAUAAGGACGAAAUUUGUUUGUAUCUUUAUCCGCGUAAGGCCCACCAUACAGUUUCCCUAUUUAUAAUUUGAACCUUGUUGUAUAAUGGAUUAGGGUGACUCGUUUGUUUUACAAAACAAUGAAACAAAAGAAAUACUACUUUAUGUAGUUUUUGAAAGGUUCAAAUUAGAUUGAAGCAAAGUUUACAUUGUAAUGCACAUUGGGCCUUACGAGGUUAUACGAAUAAUCUGCCAGAGCGUCUAUGGUAAGUAUGGUAAGCGUCAAUGUGGUACCUUGUGCUUGAAAACGAUACAAAUCAUUAAAAUUUAGAUAUUGUUUUUGCUCAUACUUAAACACUAGCUUCCAUGACAUUCUGUGCACAUUUUUUUGCGCAGCGUAGCCAACAUUUUUAUAUAUAAUCAUUGAUGAGCUUAAGACAUCUGAAGUAGUACUCGUUAACAUAGUUUCCAGAUAAAGGAUUAAACCGAACACAUUGUAAGCUAUGCUCGGCUAAACAUUUGUGGCUUUCCAUUAGAGAAGGGUCGUUAUGCUUUAUGUGCAAUAAGCCUUUUUAUCAGAAUUUCAGUUGGAAUUUCAGAUAAAAAGGACCUUAUCACACUUGAAGCAUAAGGACUCUUCUGUACUCUUUCAAGAGAACGGGUUAAAAAUAAGGUUUAAGCCCGUGGUACUUAACUUUUUUUAUGCCACAGAGACGGUUUUGCCUU
This is a messenger RNA of Cydia strobilella, 2177 nucleotides long. Its product is annotated as golgin subfamily A member 7. Gene Ontology annotation, biological process: peptidyl-L-cysteine S-palmitoylation; protein targeting to membrane. The record is from RefSeq and is a predicted model, not a curated record. Gene Ontology annotation, cellular component: palmitoyltransferase complex. Bases 160 to 642 code for a protein of 160 amino acids. NCBI's taxonomy places the organism in Eukaryota, Metazoa, Arthropoda, Insecta, Lepidoptera, Tortricidae. The transcript has 4 exons.